Protopterus annectens (West African lungfish) is the source of this 2989-nucleotide messenger RNA. It is a transcript of the gene FAP, whose product is annotated as fibroblast activation protein alpha. Gene Ontology annotation, molecular function: dipeptidyl-peptidase activity; serine-type endopeptidase activity. NCBI's taxonomy places the organism in Eukaryota, Metazoa, Chordata, Ceratodontiformes, Protopteridae. Gene Ontology annotation, biological process: proteolysis. The transcript is spliced from 26 exons. The record is from RefSeq and is a predicted model, not a curated record. Bases 314 to 2587 code for a protein of 757 amino acids.
CAGCUGAGAGAAGGAAAUAAAAAACUUUGCAGAACACAGUUCUUGAAUGGAUGGUUUGAAUGGUGUGUGUAAAUACAGAUGCUACAUACACAUUAUAUGCAACAUGACUAAUAGAUUUUGGUUUUACCUUGCGUAACACACUUUUACCAAACCAGAAUUAUAUUUUGGGAAUGCUUACAGCAUUAUAUAGAUCUCACAGGCAUGCUCUCAGUUCACAUUUAACUCGUUUUCCAGAGCAUCGUGUUUCAAGGAUCAGUUUACUCCUUGUUUUAGGAAUUCUCUUCCAUGAUAAUCCAUAACGGGAGCUGCAAAUAUGAAGAAAAUCACUAAAGUGCUGCUAGUUUGCCUUGCCAUUGUUUUGCUUGUCAUAAUUUCCAUUAUGGUGUCUCGUCUAGCAAAGAAACACUCUAGUUCUGAUGGCAAGAAUCAAACAUAUACAAUGACAGACUAUCUCCAAAAUACACUUGGUUAUAAAAUGUAUUAUGUGGACUGGAUAUCUGAUACUGAAUAUCUGUACAAAACCAAAGAAGGAAACACCAUUCUUCGCAAUGUAGAAAGUGGUACAACGAAAGAUAUCCUAAAUAAAACAACACUGGACAGCGUAAAUGCCACAUAUGCCUUUUUUUCUCAUGAUUUAAAAUAUGCCCUUCUACAGUGCAACUAUGUAAAGGUGUGGAGGUAUUCCUACACAGCUACUUUUCAUAUAUAUGAUCUUAAGCAAAGUGUUUUUAUAACAGAAAAUCCACUACCCACUAAAAUUCAGAACAUAGUAUGGUCUCCUGUUGGACACAAAUUGGCAUACGUUUGGAAAAAUAAUGUUUUCUUAAAACUGGAACCAAAUUCACCAUCUGUACAAGUUACCAAAAAUGGAGAAUACAAUAAAAUCUAUAAUGGAAUUCCUGACUGGGUUUAUGAAGAGGAAAUGUUUGGUUCAAGCAAUGCUCUCUGGUGGUCUCCAAGUGCAAGAUUUGUAGCAUAUGCAGAAUUUAAUGACACAGAUGUUCCUGCAAUUGAGUAUUCAUUUUAUGGUGAUAUGCAAUACCCUGAGACAAUUCAUAUUCCGUAUCCUAAGGCUGGUUCUAAUAAUCCUAUUGUGAGAGUAUUUGUUGUGGAUUCUCAAAAUGUUAUGGAAACAUCUGUGAGGGAAAUACAAGUCCCCUCAAUGUUAGCAUCAAGCGAUCAUUAUUUGAGUUGGGUGACAUGGGUAACAGAUGAACGUAUCUCUGUUAAGUGGGUGAAAAGGAUACAAAAUGUUUCGAUGCUGGCAAUAUAUGACUUAAAGGAAAACUCCAAUUGGGAAUGCCCUCAGAACCAACAGCACAUCGAGACAAGUAAAACCGGAUGGAUCGGAGUAUUUUUCCCUUCAGUACCUUGGUUCUCAUCUGAUAAUGUUUCCUACUAUGAAAUCUUUAGUGACAAGGCAGGCUAUAAACAUAUAUACUAUAUAAACGGAAGCAUGGAAAAUGCAGUACCUCUCACAACUGGGAAAUGGGAAGUGAUAUAUAUUGUUAUGCUGACUGAUGACUCCUUAUAUUAUAUAAGCAAUGAGUUUCAAGAUCGUCCAUCAACAAGACAUAUCUUUAAGCUUAACCUUAAGAAAAACAAUCCAAAGGCUGAGUGUAUAACUUGCAUUUUACGAGACGAAAGAUGCAAAUAUUAUACGGCAUCCUUCAGCAAAUUUGGGAAGUACUAUAUUCUGAACUGCUAUGGCCCUGGUGUUCCUAUAUUUACGCUUCACCACAGCAAGGAUAAUAAAGAGCUUGAAAUUUUAGAAGACAACAAGAAUCUGACGGAAUUGCUGAAGAGGUACCAUAUGCCUACAGUGGAAAGGAACACCAUAGAAGUGAAUGGGCUGACUUUAUGGUAUCAGAUGAUCUUGCCUCCUAAUUUUGACAAAAGAAAGAAGUAUCCCUUACUAAUUUAUACGUAUGCAGGUCCUGGUACUCAGCUAGUACGAGAGACGUACCUCAAUACUUGGGAAGUAUACCUUGCAAGCACAGAAGGGAUAAUUGUAGCUUCUGUUGAUGGAAGAGGAAGCUCUAACCGAGGUGAUCAUAUAAUGCAUGCCGUAUAUCGAAGGCUUGGGACAUAUGAAAUCGAAGAUCAAAUCUCAGCAACAAAAAAAUUUAUCGAAAUGGGAUUCAUUGAUAAAGAAAAAGUAGCAAUAUGGGGCUGGUCAUAUGGUGGAUAUGUAACUUCCUUGGCUCUUAGUGCUGGAACUGGAGUGUUCAAAUGUGGAAUGGCAGUUGCACCUGUAUCAGACUGGCGAUAUUAUGCUUCAAUCUAUACAGAACGUUACAUGGGUCUACCUACUGAAUCAGAUAAUCUUGAAGCAUAUGAGAAUUCAACAGUGAUGUCUAGAGCUCAGAAUUUCAGAAUGGUUGAUUACCUCCUUAUCCAUGGAACAGCAGAUGACAAUGUACAUUUCCAGCAGGCAGCACAAAUUUCCAAAGCACUUGUAGAGGCACAGGUGGAUUUCCAAGCAAUGUGGUACACGGAUAAAGAUCACGGCCUUCCUGGGUUGGCUUUAAACCACGUUUACAUCCACAUGACACACUUUUUGAAGCAAUGCUUUUUGCUUCAUUGAUGCACUCCCGAAAAGCAAGACAAUUUUCUCUAUGCAACAGGAGAGCUACCAAAUGCUGCUGUUGACCAAAGACAAUACCUGGCUAGAGCUGUUGUGGAUAAAGCUGCUGUACUCCCAUUAGCAAGUUUACCAGUUUCAAGUUUUCAGCUUUGAAUUUUUAUACUCAGGACAUUUCUUACAAUCAAAAUGUGUUUUUUAAUGAGUCUGUUUUUUAACACCUCAUGCUUGUAAUCUUUUGUAAUUAUUGUUUUGACAAAAUGUAUUUUCAUCAGAGUAUUCUGGCAGCAAACUAUUUUAGUUUGUGCAAAAUUUAUAGCAUAUUUGUGUUUUGUAAGUAUUUACCUAACAGAUUGUUUUAUUCCUUCAUGAAAUAAAACUGAAUGAGCGCAUUCCAAAAAUGUA